This is a messenger RNA of Stegostoma tigrinum, 2516 nucleotides long. RefSeq names its product mastermind-like protein 2. NCBI's taxonomy places the organism in Eukaryota, Metazoa, Chordata, Chondrichthyes, Orectolobiformes, Stegostomatidae. The transcript is spliced from 6 exons. Gene Ontology annotation, cellular component: nucleoplasm; nuclear speck. The record is from RefSeq and is a predicted model, not a curated record. Gene Ontology annotation, biological process: Notch signaling pathway; positive regulation of transcription of Notch receptor target. Gene Ontology annotation, molecular function: transcription coactivator activity. The coding region runs from base 366 to 2516 and encodes 716 amino acids.
UGUUGGGAGUCUGUGGUUUUGUUUUCCUUUCCCUUCCCUUGUUUACUCAGGCAGUAGCGGUAUCAUUCCGCUAGUAUGGGGAGAAAGCUUCCCUCUCUCCUUCUAAAACACUCUCACAGACAGCGUGAGUGCCAGCUUGGUGCAAUGAGCGAGCAAACAGACGGAACGUAGUCUCCCGCUGCCGCCCGCAAAGUUGCUGCAGAUCCCCGGCCUGGCAUUGGUAACAAAGCUUUCGCAUCUGGAUGGGUAGCAGUGACCUCCCUACUCGGGUUCCGCCUGCGUCCAUCUAGGAGAGGGUGGCGAGAGGUCAAAGAAGCGAAAUCGGCGGACGAAAGUUUGUCAAUAUUCUAUGCCGGGAGGGAAGGAUGGGGGAUUACAAUAUGCCCCCAAACCCGAAGCAUAGUGCGAUCGUGGAGAGGUUGAGACAACGGAUCGAGCUAUGUCGCCGGCACCAUGCAGUCUGCCAGUUCCGCUACGAGCAGAACCAGCCGCAACGCGUCGAGCAGGAACGAAGGGAUAAGCUCGUCCUGCACCAGAAAUACCUGGAAACACGCAGUAAGAAGACCCCGAAAGCGAAACAGCAGCAGCAACAACGUGAAAGCAACCGGACUCCCAAAAGCUGCGACAACGAACAGCCUGCAGGACCUAACACAUGCAGUGAACACAGGAAUCUCACCCUCAUUGCUUUACAGGGUUCAAUAAAAAGAAAGCUGGAAGGAAAUGGUUCUCCUGUAAACAACAAUAGACAUAAUGGUAUCUCCAACGGGCCUUUCCAAAUGGAUAUUAAGAGAAUACGAGUAGAUGAAGCUGGUCUUGCAAUAGGCCAAAGUGGGCAUCAACUCAUUAAUGGACAAGGUCAAACCAUGCAGGUUUCUGUCACAGUGGAACCCGUAACUUCAGGAAAAGACAGCAAUUUGAUAGGAAGCACUCAAGCCAAUGGUGGUGACAUCAGUUCUGGUUUCAACUUCCCACUCAAUAAAGAGAUGAAACAGGAACCAAUGGAGAGUGUGUCAUGCACUGAUGAUUUAAACAAGCAAAUCUCCAGCAACAGUAUGUUGUUUGAGCCCAAAGAUGAUGUUGGAAUGCAGUUGCUUGAUCCUGAUUUGCAGGAUCUAUUUGAUGAGCUGACAAAUGUGUCAGGUGUUCCUCCACUGAGUGAAAUUGAUCUGGACAACAUGGUAAACGCCAGCAUUAGGAACGAAGAAUCAUUCAAUAUGGACCUUGGUCAACAAAACCAGAGCAAUACACUGAAACCACAUUCACGGUUGGAAAAUCCAGUAAUUAAAACUGAAUGCUCUCCUGAUUUUACCCAUGCACCAGCAGGAUCACCCCAAAUGCGGUCUCCAUCCAUUGGACCACCAUAUUCUGUCACAAAUACAACCAUGUCCACUCUUUCACCCAUCUCCUCAGCACCUCAAAGUCAAAACCAACCACAGCAAUCCUUGCCUUCUGCAACCAGAACCCUGUCCAAUUGGCAUGACAUGUCUCAUGCACAGCAGUUGAAAAAGAUUGCGGACAAUCGGCAACAGCACACUAUGCUCCAGCACCAGCAACAAAAUCAGGCAUCUAGCUGGCCACCAGCUCUACAGUCAGGCCCCUCAUCAGGAAACUUUGUCCAAGAGAAAAUACCCAGUCCAUCCCUACACCAUCAAUCCUUCAACCCCCAAAAUUCUCUGCUUGCUGGGGUGUCAACUAACAGCAGCAAUGCCAAAAACAUGAAUAACUGCCUCUGCAUGGCCCCAACUGCAGCACAGACUAGCCACAUAGAUAUGAUAAUUCACCAGCACAGUAUAAAUCGCAACAUGAUAAAUACUAAUUCUGCAUCACCAGACCAAUUUUCAUACCAUAAUACGAAGCCCUUGUCUCAUUUUGAUCCAGAGUCAAGCCAGAUCUCAUCAAUAUUGGCUUCCCAGAACAAACCUUCUGUCCUGCAUUAUACUCAGCAGCAGCCUUCAGCAGCAGUGCAACAAGCACCACCACCACCCACAGGUCGCCUCCAGAAUCAAACAAAGCAGCCAGAACAGAGCAUGCCAAUUGCACUGCAACAAAAAUUGCUGCUGCAGAAGAUGCAACAAAACCAACAGACUUCAGGGCUGCAACAUCCUCUGACUCAACACCAACAGGAUCAGAAUUCUCUGGUUGAGCCAAGUCCAGGUACAAGCCAAACUUCGAAUACCUGUCCAAACCCUGGCAACAACUACAUUAACAAUUCACAACAAGCAGCAAUAAAGCAGCAGUUGAUUGAGAAGAAACAGGUCAUACAGCGGCACCUAUUGGAGCAACAGAAACAGCUGCUUCUUCAUCAACAAAUUCUUGCAGAUCCGCAGAAAAUGAACACACAGGAUCAACCUAGCAGGCAUUUGACUAGGCCACCUCCAGAUUAUAAAGAACAAAGGCGAAAUCUAGUUGGAAUUCCACAGCCAAGUCAGUUUCCAGCCAUUAUGCCAAACUUAGCGAACCAACCCCAGAAUGGCAACUGCAAGAGGAAGGCUAUGGACAAGGAGAACAAUAUAUAG